ACAGCUUCAGCGGAUCCACAUCCACCAGUGUUCCUGUCUUCUGAAACAACCUCAGAAAACCUCUAUUACGUAUUCUGGCAAUGCACGGAAGAGAACACAGAAAUGUAAAGCUGUAAUGUUAGCGCACAUGGCUGCAAGUCCUGUCCUGCCUCUGGACGUCUGGCUCAGACUCCGCUUUUAUCCAGGAGGAGAGGCUUAUGGAAUGUACAGAUUGAAACAAAUCCAGAUGUGCUUAUUUGGCAGUGCUGAGAAAGACUCCUCCACACAAAGAAAACAAAAGCCUGAGAAGGGUCCUGCAUGGAGCAGCAAUGGGACAUCUGCCACUUUAAGUCCCCUUCUCCUCCCCAUCUUCUCAUUCCCCUGACAUGUCUAGUCUGGCAAAUAAUCAGACUCAUAAAUAAUCAGACUCAUCGUGGGGGAUCAGCAACAGUCAGCGGCUGCCCCUGAGCUUUCUGCUCUCUAAAGAAAGUGUACAGAACUUCAUGCUCUCUGCCACAUCACAGACAAGACUUUGUUUAACACACAGCAGGUCGGAUACAGGUUGAACCCUUGGAGAUGUACUAGUCGCCUAUGAAGCUCCUGGCAGAAGAUCUGUCUAAUCUGGGAAACAUGAAGGGAUGGGUUCAAAUGACUCUUCAUGAAGAGAGAAACUAAAACUAUUCAAUGGUCAGAUAACAAUGAGAGUUCAGCUAAAAGGAGAUGUCUUCUUCACCUUACUUCUUGUGAUUGCUCUGUGCACUUUACUUUACACUUUCUUGAAAACAACACAAAAAACAACUCCAGCUAAGUCAAAGAACUCAAAAGUCUUCCUGCAGACUGUAAAGCCAAAGACUUACUUAGAAUCAGAGGAUAGUAUAAGCAAAGGCAAACUGCUCUCGGAUGUGUACAACGCCCAGGAGACCAGUGAAGAGGUUAAACCCACCAGAUCCUCUACGGUGACAGUUCCACCUUUUGACUUCCAACAGUAUCUUAGGGACAAAGAUUACCGCAACUUCACUCUGCUGAUAAAUCAGCCAAAUAAAUGUAACAAGCCAUCGGGAGAGUCAUUCCUUCUUAUCGCUGUAAAAUCCAUUGUGGAAGAUUUUGAUCGACGUGAAAGUGUCCGCAAGACAUGGGGAAAAGAAGGGUUAAUCAAUGGAGCAAGGGUACGGAGAGUCUUCCUUUUGGGGACUCCCAGGAAUAUAACAUCUGUGUCUAUGUGGGAAUCCCUUAUGCAACAGGAAAGUCAUUACUACAAAGAUAUUUUACUAUGGGAUUUCCUUGACACUUUCUUCAAUUUAACCUUGAAAGAGAUCCAUUUUCUUAGCUGGGCAGAAAAAUAUUGCAGCAAUGUCAAAUUUAUAUUUAAAGGUGAUGCUGAUGUGUUUGUCAAUGUAGAAAAUCUUAUUCAUUUCCUGCAGUCUCAGGACCCUUCUGGUGACUUGUUUGUUGGGGACAUUAUAAACAAUGCGAAGCCAAUAAGAUCAAAGAAAAGCAAAUACUACAUACCAGAGACAAUGUAUGGGUUAGGAAUGUACCCAGCAUAUGCUGGUGGAGGAGGAUUCCUAAUGUCAGGUGUUACAAUGAAAAAAUUGUCCAAGUCUUGCAAUGAAGUAGAGCUUUUUCCUAUAGAUGAUGUGUUUCUGGGCAUGUGCUUGCAAAGAAUUAAUCUCACACCAGUGUUUCAUGCUGGGUUUAAAACAUUUGGUAUUGCAAAACCUUCAGCUGCUCCCCAUUUACAGACAUUUGAUCCCUGCUUCUAUCGGGAUUUAAUGGUGGUGCAUAGUCUAAAGGCAGCAGAGAUAUGGUUGAUGUGGAAUCUUCUCCAUAGCCAACAACCGCCAUGUUCUCAAAGACAGAGGAUAAAAAAACUUUUCCAUUGGAAAAGAAAGAAGGCAAAACUAUUGAACAAAGCAGUAACCAGCUGAAGCAGUAUUUUGGAUUAAAAUUAGGAUCCUUAUUAAUUAGAAAUAUGUUUUGGUCCUUCAUCUUGUCCUCACAUAACAGCAUAUAGACAAAAGGGUCCCAGCCUAUUGGGGUCCCGGCUACACACCGGUUAAGGGAACUUGACUAAAAAUAAAGAAUUUACUACAACAGGAUCAUGUAAUCACACAAUCACACAUAGGUAGUACAAUUCUCUGGCUAGGGCUACACUAGCUAAAAAUAUUACCAUAAUAUUUCUGUUCAUAGAAAUGCAGCAGUAGCAACUGUGUAAAAAAAAAAUACUGAUUGCACCAAAUUUUUUAUGUGAUUAGACACUUCUGUGCCUCACAAGGGGACAAUGGGACAUGUUAUCUAAAUUCUAUAGGUCCAUACGAUUACAAACUAUAUAGAAUUUAUUUUACUAAUUUAAAAAAACUUUUAUAAGAAAAAUAGUUUACUUAAAAUUGUCCUCUUUUGACCCCCAUAACACUUUUAUUUUUCCAUAUACAGGGCUGCAUGAGGGCUCAUUUGUUGCGCUGUGAUCUGCUGUUUUAUCAAUUUUGAUUGGACUUCUUGAUCGCUUUUUAUAACUUUUUUAUGGUAUAUUAAGUAACCAAAGAUCAACAAUUCUUGACUUUGGUAUUUUUUGUUAUGCUUAUGUCAUUCACUGUGCAGUUUCAUUAACAUUAUAUUUUAAUAGUUCAUACAUUUCUGCACGCAGCAACAUCAUGUUUAUUUUUGUUAACAUUAUUUUAAAUCAAAAAAUGGCAAAAGGGCGGUGAUUAAAUUUUUUUUUAUCAGGGAAGGAACCUAUUUUCAUUUAUUGACAUUUUUUUUUUUUUACAUUUUAUUUACUAUUUUAGUUACCAUAGGGGGACUAUUACCUGCAAUGUUUCGAUUGCAUACACUAAACAAUGCUGUGCCAUAGCACAGUAUCAGUGUUAUUGAUGCUCCAUAAGUAUUGGCUGCCGAGGCUUACUGCACUAAUGGAGCACCAAUCGGACAGGACUAAUCAGGACCCUAUGAUUUUGUUGUGGUUGUCCCGUUCAGCUCCAUGAGCUAACCGGCAAUAAUUUUUACUGCUUUUAGAUGCCGCAAUCCAAGUCAUUUUUGUUAAGAGAAAUUGCCUGAAAUGACAGUGAGCAUUUAACUAUAUUUGUUUCUGGAAAAGUAGGGGCAAACCGAUAUAAUUGAAAAGUGGCUGAAC
This is a messenger RNA of Hyla sarda, 3109 nucleotides long. It is a transcript of the gene B3GNT9, whose product is annotated as UDP-GlcNAc:betaGal beta-1,3-N-acetylglucosaminyltransferase 9. Gene Ontology annotation, cellular component: membrane. The coding region runs from base 678 to 1907 and encodes 409 amino acids. The transcript is spliced from 3 exons. The record is from RefSeq and is a predicted model, not a curated record. NCBI's taxonomy places the organism in Eukaryota, Metazoa, Chordata, Amphibia, Anura, Hylidae. Gene Ontology annotation, molecular function: hexosyltransferase activity.